CUCUGCAGAUUAGCAAACUGCACAGUAAGUUUGCUACAGCUAAACCCAGAAGGAAAGAGCAAGCAUUUACACAAGGAUUCUGGGCAAAAGCUGGAGCUCAGCUUAUUCGGAACGCAGGUUCGAACAACAAGGAGGAGAAUGACUCACAACUCGUCAGGGUCAUGGGAGUCCAGACAGAGCAGGGUUCCAGGGGACACCCCAGCGCUCUUCCAACACUGAACCUUGGCACAACCAGAUGAUUUCAAAACAGGGUGGUGGUGGCAGAGGGGUUUUUUUUACACCUAGGGAUGACAACAACCAGUGAGCACAAGGGGUAAAGCACAGUUGGCUUGCAAGCUCCAAGUUCAGGAGGAGGAACUGCCUCAAACCAGGAGAGCAAGGGUCUUGCUUGCCACCUCCUGAAGCAGAUUGUGAGGGUUUCCUCCAGGUUGCUGAUGUGGUGGCACUUGAAAGCCAUCCCCUCUUGCCCCAGCACACACGUGGAGUGGUUGCUUGCAGCCCCACUCUGCAGUCCCCUUCCUUUAGCUGGAAAAUGAUAAUACUCCAUAUUUUUCACAUGACUGACCACAAACCUAUUAAUAACUGAAUUUAAAGCUGGUUCAGCUAGACAACUCAUUGCCUCCAAGGAGAGGAAAACCACAACUUCUUCCAUCCCUGGAAAAAACUUUUGUGACUGCAAGACCAGCAGCUCAGAUGUAGUGGAGGCUGUUCUGGUCUGCUGAUACACCUCAGUGGAGAACGUCAACCAGCAUGAGAGAGCUUGGCUUUUUUCUUCUGUUCCUCCUUCGCAUCUCCAGGAAGGGUGUGCAGUCCAACGGCUGGUCCGUCCACGUCCCAUCUGAUGUCACCGGUGAACUCGGGAAGAUGGUUAUCCUGCCCUGUACUUUCACACACCCCUACAAAACAUUUGACCGGACCCUCACUGCCAUUUGGAGGAUCAAGGAACCCUACAACGGCACAAUAGUUUUCAAGUGCAUCAGUCAGAGCACCAGUGAGCUCUGUAAGACUGCCAUCAGCCACAAAAACAAAUACAAACUGCUUGGCAACCCCCGGCACAAGGACCUUUCCAUCAGGAUUGACAAUCUGACCUGGAGUGACAGCGAGAGAUACUUCUGCCGGGUAGAGCUGUCCGGAGAUAUCCACAGCAAGUAUGAAAGCAGGAAUGGGAUAAAGCUGCAUUUGAUUGCUGCCCCCAGGAUCAUUAACAUCACCGUCAGCUCCAACAGGGAUCGCACCUUCCAGGCACGCUGCACCGCCGAGGGGGAGCCAGUGCCUGCCCUGACCUGGACCGGCCCACCCUACAGCAACAUCACCACCAUCACCAGCAUGAACCAUCGUGUCACCAAGGAGCUCCGGUACCUCAUCCACGAUGGAAAAUACACCUGUACUGCCGUCAACAGCCAUGGGAGAGCAGAGGGGGCUGUGUACUUCUAUAAAUUCAAAGCAUCCAACAGCUCCUUCUUCCUGAUCCUGAUCUUUGUGCCGCUGGGAAUCAAAGUGCUCAUUUUGCUGGUGAUACUGAGCUUCACCGCUUUCUCAAGAGGAGGUCCCUCCUCCACUCCAUCCAGCCUGGCCCGGCCACAGCCGCAAGACACCACCUACGAGAACUUUGACCGCAGAGACGGCAGUGGCCAGGCUUUGCCGGCAGAAAGAACAGCGUCAAGACGCAGCUGAGGACCUGGGCGGUCUCAUCCGCACCCGUCUGCACGGCUCCAACUCCUGCCUGCUCUGGACAAGGGUGCCUUUUCCCACUGAACAUAAAACUGACGCCGACUGAUACCCAGAAGGUCAAACAGGCCUUGCAGGUGCGUGACUUCCAGCCCCGCUGCUGCUUAUGAGCAAAAGAAGCCCUUAAAGGGAAAAACAGAAGAAGAAAAGAGGGGUGGAGCUGGAAGACCAAAAGAACUCUACAUCGGAUGCAUAGAAGCAUCCACAUAGGAUGUCAGUUCUAACCAGCCUGUGUGGUUUUAGCCUGUAUCAGAUAAUGUUUAGCAAGCAGGUAACAGUCUACCGUUUUCUCACAUCUUUUUGCUUUGGCAUUUUUCAAAUACUCCUUCUCAAAGCUUUCUUCACUGCUCCACUUGUCAAACCACACACAGCUUCCUAGAGCCAGCAAGUGUCUCAAGUUUCAAAUACCAGCUCUGAAAAAAACACUACUAGAAUUUUGGCUGGGUCUUUUUUGUUGUUUAUUAUUCUUCUUCCUUAACUUCCAAAAGGGUUUAAGAGUUUAAAGGAAAUCUUAACUUUCAAGAGCAGUCCAAGCAAAAGGAAAAAGAGGUUUUCCAAAAGGUGGCGGAGCUGAAAGCCAGGCAUGCAAAGGGUGCUCUGUACUGUAACUGCGCUGCAGCUCCUAGUGCCCAUGUGCACGCACCAGCAGAAUCUCAGAGCUUUGUGAUAAAUAUGCUGUGAAAAUGUUCCAAUAAACCAAAACAAUA
Falco peregrinus (peregrine falcon) is the source of this 2435-nucleotide messenger RNA. RefSeq names its product sialic acid binding Ig like lectin 15 (gene SIGLEC15). The coding region runs from base 751 to 1674 and encodes 307 amino acids. Gene Ontology annotation, cellular component: plasma membrane. The transcript has 5 exons. NCBI's taxonomy places the organism in Eukaryota, Metazoa, Chordata, Aves, Falconiformes, Falconidae. Gene Ontology annotation, biological process: regulation of actin cytoskeleton organization; regulation of osteoclast development; regulation of bone resorption. The record is from RefSeq and is a predicted model, not a curated record.